AUGUCCAAAGUUAUUGUCGUGGGAGGUGGCUUGAGUGGUUUGUCUGCUGCCCACACACUCUACGAUCGAGGUGCCAACGUAUUGGUGCUUGACAAAAACCCAUUCUUCGGAGGCAAUUCCACCAAAGCCACCUCCGGUAUCAAUGGGGCCGGCACCAACGCCCAGGCCGAGCUGGGAAUCCCAGACUCGGCAAAAGUGUUCUUCGAAGAUACUAAAAAAAGUGCCCGAGACCUUGCAAGAGACGAUCUCAUCAAGGUCUUGACCGGGAAAUCAGCCGAGGCAGUGAACUGGUUACAAGACAAAUUUUCGUUAGAUCUCUCCAAGGUUUCCCGACUUGGUGGCCAUUCGUUUGAGCGUACCCAUCGGGGUGGAGCUCAAUUUCCUGGCAUGACUAUCACUUACGCCCAAAUGGAGGCCUUGGAAGAUCUAGCGGAUAACGACCCUAAUCGUGUUCAGAUCAUCAAGAAAGCUAAAGUAACCAAACUUCUGAAAGAAAACGGAGCGGUCAUUGGAGUCGAAUAUGAGUUCGACGGCAAAACUUACACUGAGAAUGGGCCAGUCAUUCUCGCAACUGGUGGGUACGCUGCCGACUUCUCCCCAGACGGGCUGCUCGCAAAGCACCGCCCCGAUUUGCUCAAACUUCCGACCACCAACGGAGAUCAUUGCACGGGCGAUGGCCAAAAGAUGGCACUUGCCAUAGGUAGUGCCGGGAUCGACUGGGAAAAGGUUCAAGUCCACCCUACUGGAUUAGUCGAUCCUAAUGAACCCGACGCCAAGGUCAAGUUUUUGGCUGCCGAGGCUCUGCGUGGCGUCGGUGGAAUUCUUUUGGACCGAGAAGGAAAUCGUUUUGUCGACGAGCUGGGGCACCGUGAUUACGUUACGGGUAAGAUGUGGGAAAACAACAAGUUUCCAAUACGUCUUGUACUCAACAAGGAAUCGUCGGACGAAAUAUUAUGGCAUUGUAAGCACUAUGUUGGAAGAGGUCUCAUGAAGCGCUUCGAAACCGGAAGUGAACUCGCCAAAGAGAUGGGGCUCCCGGAGUCGAAACUCAAAAGUACCUUUGAUGAUUACGUUCAAAUUGGACAAGGAAAAAAGGCCGACCCAUACAAGAAGAAAUUCUUUCACAAUUACAACUUUAGCAUGCAGCAGGGACCAUUCUUUGUAGCUUCGAUGACCCCCGUCCUGCACUACAGCAUGGGGGGUGUGGAAAUCAAUGAGAAGUCUCAGGUUCUCGACACGAAUAAGAAGCCCAUUCCAGGCCUCUAUGCGUCAGGAGAAAUUGCUGGUGGAGUUCAUGGAGCCAAUCGAUUGGGAGGGUCAUCUCUUCUGGGAUGUGUCGUUUUUGGGCGAGUAGCGGCGGACUCGGCAUCCUCUUACUUGCUGCAUUCGUUGGCUACCGGCUCUGGGCCAGCUGCCCGCUUGGGUCAAAUUCAAAACCACUUGAAAACGACGAUCGAAAUCAACCCGCAGAGCAAAAACGUCCAGCUCACGUUUAACUGGGAUGAUGCUAAUGGUCAGUUCAGCUCAACUGGGAGCGGGGGCUCAACCGUCUCGGGAUCCGCCGCUUCACAAAGUGCACCCCCGCAGCAAACACCCAAUCAGGCAGGACCCAACGGUCCUGGCGCGGGCAAGACCAUUGAAGACAAAGGGCCGUUGAAACAGUAUACGUUGGACGAAGUUGCAAAGCACAAAACGAAAGAUGACGUCUGGGUAGUUGUUAACGGGGAGGUGUUGGACGUCACCAAAUUUAAAGCUGACCAUCCUGGUGGAGAGAAAGCCAUCAUGCUAUAUGCUGGUCGCGAUGCCACAGAGGAGUUCAACAUGUUGCACGAUCCCAAAGUUGUAAAGAAAUACGCGCCCGACUCAAUCAUUGGGACACUCAAAGAAUAG
Molecule: messenger RNA, 1890 nt
Organism: Puccinia triticina
Lineage: Eukaryota; Fungi; Basidiomycota; Pucciniomycetes; Pucciniales; Pucciniaceae
Exons: 11
Coding region: 1-1890 (629 amino acids)
Molecular function (GO): FMN binding; oxidoreductase activity; heme binding
Source: RefSeq, a predicted model, not a curated record